Podarcis muralis (Common wall lizard) is the source of this 2436-nucleotide messenger RNA. RefSeq names its product vomeronasal type-2 receptor 26-like. Lineage: Eukaryota; Metazoa; Chordata; Lepidosauria; Squamata; Lacertidae. Gene Ontology annotation, biological process: G protein-coupled receptor signaling pathway. Gene Ontology annotation, cellular component: plasma membrane. The record is from RefSeq and is a predicted model, not a curated record. Gene Ontology annotation, molecular function: G protein-coupled receptor activity.
AUGGCUGCAUCGGUGGUGUUACAGCUGAUGAUUUUCCUCAUAGUGGGCAAUAGUCCUUUUGCUAAAUGUAGAAUCCAGGAUCCCUAUCAUAUCUUUCACAAAUAUUUUCAACCAGGAGACAUAAUAUUUGGAGCUAUUUGUUCUCAGAGUCUCAUCCUCUCCAGUCCAAAAGACUUCAUACAUAAACCUCCACAGACGCUAUCUGAAGAGCCUGUUAUAGUGACAAAGAAUUACCAGCACAUCCUGGCCUUGGUGUUUGCGGUAAAGGAGCUAAAUAAAAAUCUCAAGCUCCUACCAAAUUUGACACUCGGAUUCAACAUUUAUGACAUCUAUUCCAGUGCUGAAUUGACCUAUCAUGCCACAAUGAAACUGCUUUCCACAAGGAAUAUAUUUAUCCCCAACUACAAAUGUGACAUCCAGGAAAAUCUGAUUUCCAUCAUUGGGGCACUGCAUUCAGAAACAUCUCACCAGAUAGCAAAUGUUUUGAGUAUCUUCAAGAUUCCUCAGAAGGGCAUCUGUUUAGCCUUUGUAGAAACAUGCCCUUCAAGUUUUAGUUUUGAUGAAGAUGAUGAGAAUGGAGAAGUAAUGAAAAAAGGGAUUGAAACCUACAACAGAGUCAUGAGCAGCACAGUCAAUGCAUUGGUGUUCUAUGGAGAAGCAGAUUCCAUAAUCUUUUUGAGAUGGGUACUAUUUCUACCAGAGGUGGAUGACACAAUACGAAAGCCAAAAGGUAGGAUCUGGAUUCUAACAGCUCAGAUGGAGUUAAAAUCAUUUGUCCACCAACGGCAUUGGGAUAUCCAAGUCCUCCAUGGUGCUCUAUCUUUCGCAAUCCACUCCAAAGAGGUUCAAGGGUUCAAGGAAUUUCUUCAGGGCAGAAACCCUUCCAGUACAACAGAAGAUGGUUUUAUCAGAGAUUUCUGGGAACAGGCAUUUGGCUGUGUAUUCCCAAGCUCUGCUUUGGAUGAUGUGGUGGGUGAUAUUUGUACUGGAGAUGAGAGUCUGGAGAACCUUCCUGGGCCUUUUUUUGAAAUGAGCAUGACUGGUCACAGUUACAGUAUCUAUAACGCUGUCUAUGCAGUGGCCCAUGCUUUACAUGCCCUGCUUUCAUCCAGAUCCAAAUAUAGAAUAAUGGCAGAAGAAGAAAGAAGGGAACUUCAGAAUAUUGUACCAUGGCAGAUCCACCACUUUCUGAAACAAGUCUCAUUUAACAACACUGCUGGGGAUGUGGUUUCUUUUGAUCAAAAUAGAGUAUUAAUAGGUGGAUUUGACAUUGUAAACUGGGUCACAUUCCCAAACCAAUCUUUUGUUCGAGUAAAAGUUGGAAAGAUGGAUCCUGAAACCCCAAUUCCAGAGCAAGAAUUCACUGUUAAUGAAGAUGCCAUUGUGUGGCACAGCUGGUUUAACCAGGUACAGCCCCUUUCUCUAUGCAACGAUCACUGCAAUUCAGGUUAUAGCAAGAAAAAGAAGGAAGGACAGCUGUCUUGCUGUUACGACUGCAUUCUGUGUCCAGAAAAUAAGAUAUCAAAUGAGAAAGAUAUGCCUGACUGCUUUCAAUGCCAAGAAGAUCAUUAUCCAAACGAGGAUAAAAAUGCAUGCAUUCCCAAGCGUAUACAUUUCUUGUCAUAUGAGGAACCUUUGGGGAUCAUCUUAGCCACUGGUGCUCUCACAUGUUCAUUGAUCACAGCUCUAGUGCUAGGGAUUUUCAGGAAGCACCAUGACACCCCCAUUGUGAAAGCCAACAACAGAGGCCUCACCUACACUCUCCUCAUCUCCCUUCUGCUCUGCUUCCUUUGUGCUUUGAUAUUCAUUGGCCAGCCUCAGAGGGUGACGUGUCUCCUCCGACAAACUGCUUUUGGCAUCAUCUUCUCAGUGGCUGUUUCUUGUCUGCUGUCCAAAACGGUGACUGUGGUUCUGGCUUUCAUGGCUACCAAACCAGGAUCCAGGAUUAGGAAGUGGGUGGGGAAAAGAUUGUCCACCUCCAUUGUUCUUUCUUGCUCACUUAUCCAAACAGGGCUUUGUGUUGUAUGGUGGGAAACCUCUCCCCCAUUUCCACAUACUGACACUCAUUCCAUGAAUUAUGAAAUUUUAUUAGAAUGUAAUGAGGGCUCCACUAUCAUGUUUUACUGUGUCUUGGGCUACAUUGGUUUCCUGGCACUUAUCUGCUUCACUCUGGCUUUCUUUGCCAGAAAGUUACCUGACAGUUUCAAUGAGGCCAAGUUUAUCACUUUCAGCAUGUUGGUCUUUUGCAGUGUGUGGCUGUCCUUUGUUCCAACCUAUCUGAGCACCAAAGGAAAAUACAUUGUUGCCGUUGAGAUCUUCUCUAUUUUAGCUUCCAGCUCUGGGUUGCUGGGCUGUAUCUUUCUCCCCAAGUGUUACAUUAUUGUGAUGAAGCCUCAGCUGAACAAUAGGGAACAACUAAUAAGAAAAAAACCUUGA